AACCACCACGCCAUUGCGCACGCGAGCGACACAAUUGAGCCGGCCUCAUACGGAUUACGGUUACAAAUUCACAAUCGCCAUCAUGGCUGCUAGUCAAAGGAUAUGGGGCGCCUGCAGAAGCCUUGCCCUGCGGCCUUUGCCUGCCUCUAGGGCUACUUUUGGGCGCCGCAUCGCCGCCCCCGUUUCUCGAUUUUACUCGAGCGAGACGACACCAACGGCAACAAAUGGCCCGACAUCCUCCAUCGCAAACGAUAUCCCAGAGGACAGAAUAGACGAUGAAAUGCUCGAGACAUUACUCUACGGUGGCCGAGUAUCUGCCAACCAGCAGGAAGGCGGCCUGACAGCCGCUCAAGAGGAGAUGCUGUACCGCGGAGGCGCCAUUCCGCCAGCGCAGGAGGCGGCAGCCCUUUUAGCCAAAGAGGAAAGUCUGGCGACUAUCGAGAACGGUCUCCAAAACCCAGGUCACAAAUUCCCCUUGCCUGCGCUGCCGCUAGGCGAAGGCUCAAAGCUCAAGACCCGUUAUCACCCCGUUCUGGAGCAGCUUAGCCGUCUGGUGAUGCGCGAUGGCAAGCUGAGCGUUGCGCAAAGAAAUAUGGCCCUGGUCAUGAACCACCUGCGAACGGCACCAGCACCAAUUUUCAGCCCGAAAUUCCCCCUACUCCCUGGAACACCACCUUCUGCUCACCUCCCGCUUAACCCGGUCCUAUACAUAACGAUAGCCAUCGACUCGGUUGCCCCUCUGUUGAAGGUCAAGUCCAUUGCUGGCGCUGCCGGUGGUGGUAGAUCGCUGGAGAUGCCUGUCCCUCUCAACCUUCGCCAGCGACGACGAACCGCGUUCAUGUGGAUCCUGGAAGCCGUGGAGAAGAAGCCUUCCAAGGGCAGUGGUCGCAACCAGUUUGCUACUAAGCUUGCGGAAGAGAUUAUCGCCGUUGUUGAGGGCCGUUCCGGUGUUUGGGACAAGAGAAAGCUCGUUCACAAGGUUGGUACAACAGCCAGAGCCAACUUGGGCAAGAAAAUCAGAGUGAAGAAGGGCAAGGGCAACUAAGUCAACUGAGGAGGACAAAAUUUAAGGAGCCUGGGGAUGGAUCGAUAUCCCACUGUACAUUACUGUUUUUUAUUAGCGGCAGAGGGGCAUCCGAUUGGGAUAGUGUAUCAAUAGCAUCUACCAAGUUUUCUCUGUAUCUCUCUUGUCUUACUUCACAACUAUGGGUGACAUGCAUGCUCUAUGUAUUAACAUUGCCCCAUCAGAAAUCGUUAUCACGUCGAACUGUCUUAUCCUGUGGAGUAGGAGCCACCAGAGAAAUCUUAAGAUUAACAGUCGUGGCGCAGCGACUCGUCAGAGUUCAGGGUUUAUUGAAAAAAAUGGCGUAACUGAAUAGAGAGACAUUAUGGACGGUGAUGUGAAGUGAGCGACGACGCUGCAUGACCCCUUCAACCUAGCCUAAUGUUGAGGUGCAAGCAUAGCCGUCAACUAACCGCCAACAAGGCACGUGAAAUCUUCAGCUCUCAAUACAUCAGCCAUGGUGGCAGACGCGGCAAGGCGAAGGCGCUAUUAAGUUUAGUUUAGGCUUCCG
[Torrubiella] hemipterigena is the source of this 1574-nucleotide messenger RNA. The record is from the annotation of a GenBank genome assembly. Lineage: Eukaryota; Fungi; Ascomycota; Sordariomycetes; Hypocreales; Clavicipitaceae.